AUGAACUACAAAUCACUCAUCGUGUUAGCUGCCCUCUUGGCUUUUGCAGCCUUGGUCUUUGCAGAAGAAAAACGUUCAGCCGAUCCGGAAGCUGACAACCAAAAGCGUGACGCCGAAGCCUAUGACUACUACAGCUACUACUACCCCUAUUCGUACGGAUAUAAAUUUGGUGGCCAUAAACGUUCUGCUGUUGCUGAUGCGUGA
Acaulospora morrowiae is the source of this 204-nucleotide messenger RNA. Lineage: Eukaryota; Fungi; Glomeromycota; Glomeromycetes; Diversisporales; Acaulosporaceae. The record is from the annotation of a GenBank genome assembly.